ACUUUGGUGUUCUUUGGCAGAUAGUGACUUUGAUGUUCUUUGGCAGAUAGCCUGCAAAUGAAAUUUCAAAGGCUAAGCAUAUAAUGUUUGCUCACUUGAUGUAAGCAACAGAGGACUAAAUCUGAACUUUGGCAAAAGUCUAUUAAUAAUUGACAAAUAACAGAACAGUGAGGACGUAGAAGGCAAUACAUUAAAAAAAAAAAACCAACAUCUGGGAUCCAAUAACCCGUGAAAAUGCUCCCCCGGCUGGUUUGUAUCAAUGAUUACGAACAGCAUGCUAAAUCAGUACUUCCAAAGUCUAUAUAUGACUAUUAUAGGUCUGGGGCAAAUGAUGAAGAAACUUUGGCUGAUAAUAUUGCAGCAUUUUCCAGAUGGAAGCUGUAUCCAAGGAUGCUCCGAAAUGUUGCUGAAACAGACCUGUCGACGUCUGUUUUAGGACAGAGGGUCACCAUGCCAAUAUGCGUCGGGGCUACGGCCAUGCAGCGCAUGGCUCAUGUGGAUGGCGAGCUGGCCACUGUGCGAGCCUGCCACUCCCUGGGAACGGGCAUGAUGUUGAGUUCCUGGGCCACCUCCUCAAUUGAAGAAGUGGCAGAAGCUGGUCCUGAGGCGCUUCGUUGGCUGCAACUGUAUAUCUACAAGGACAGAGAAGUCACCAAGAGGCUAGUGCGGCAGGCAGAGAAGACGGGCUACAAGGCCAUAUUUGUGACAGUGGACACACCUUACUUGGGCAACCGUCUGGAUGAUGUGCGUAACAGAUUCAAGCUGCCACCACAACUUAGGAUGAAAAAUUUUGAAAACAGUACUUUAUCAUUUUCUCCUGAGGAAAGUUUUGGAGAUGACAGUGGACUUGCUGCAUAUGUGGUUAAAGCAAUAGACCCAUCUAUUAACUGGGAAGAUAUCAAAUGGCUGAGAAGACUGACAUCAUUACCAAUUGUUGCAAAGGGCAUUUUAAGAGGUGAUGAUGCCAGGGAGGCUGUUAAACAUGGCUUGAAUGGGAUCUUGGUGUCGAAUCAUGGGGCUCGACAACUUGAUGGGGUGCCAGCCACUAUUGAUGCUCUGCCAGAAAUUGUGGAGGCUGUGGAAGGGAAGGUGGAAGUCUUCCUGGACGGGGGUGUGCGGAAAGGCACUGACGUUCUGAAAGCUCUGGCUCUAGGUGCCAAGGCUGUGUUUGUGGGGAGACCAGUCAUUUGGGGCUUAGCUUUCCAGGGGGAGAAAGGUGUUCGAGAUGUCCUCGAGAUACUAAAGGAAGAGUUCCGGUUGGCCAUGGCUCUGAGUGGGUGCCAGAAUGUGAAAGUCAUCGACAAGACAUUGGUGAGGAAAAAUCCUUUGGCCGUUUCCAAGAUCUGACAGUGCACAAUAUUUUCCCAUCUGUAUUAUUUUUUUUUUUCAGCAUGUAUUACUUGACAAAGAGACACUGUGCAGAGGGUGACCACAGUCUGUAAUUCCCCACUUCAAUACAAAGGGUGUCGUUCUUUUCCAACAAAAUAGCAAUCUCUUUUAGUUCAUUGCUUUUGACUUUUCAAUGGGUGUCCUAGGAACCUUUUAGAAAGAAAUGGACUUUCAUCCUGGAAAUAUAUUAACUGUUAAAAAGAAAACAUUGAAAAUGUGUUUAGUCAACGUCAUCCCCUGGCAGGCUAAAAUGCUGUAUCCUUUAGUAAAAUUGGAGGUAGCAAACACUAAGGUGAAAAGAUAAUGAUCGCAUUGUUGAUUAACCUGCAUUCAGUUUAGAUGUCUUUAGAGGUUCUUAAAUGGUAAGCUCAGAUUCAAAGUGCUGGAAAUGCCUGAUUCACAACAUUGAGAAGGUAACACUGGAUAGAACUGGAUUGGGUGGUGGUAAUUGGUGAUACUUCUUUGAAUGAAGAUUUACAAUCACAUGUUUAGUGUCUGAAUAUACCUGAAUAUUUUGGGAUGUAUGUUAGUUCUUAAUCAGAGAGGAAUAAAGCAUUUUUGGAAAGAA
Molecule: messenger RNA, 1957 nt
Organism: Callithrix jacchus (white-tufted-ear marmoset)
Lineage: Eukaryota; Metazoa; Chordata; Mammalia; Primates; Cebidae
Gene: HAO1
Product: hydroxyacid oxidase 1
Molecular function (GO): oxidoreductase activity; FMN binding
Source: RefSeq, a predicted model, not a curated record